ACACAGUCACUACCUCCGUAAGGAAGUGAAUUUUCUGAAAGUGCACAGGUAGGGCAGUGAGUGCAAAUUCACUCGGCAAGAAAUGUAGCUCUGACUCAAAAUCCGUGGAGAUCCGUGGUAUAUUCGGGAAGAAUUUAACCAAUCAAACUAACUUUGAAGUAGCAACUGUUUUAAGAACAAAUGGAAUUCAGGGUAAAUAUUUUGUGGCGUGAACAACGUUGGCUUUCACAAGAGGUAAACAUUCAAAUAAGAAACCCUUUAACCAUUUGCGAAAGUAAAAUUAGAAUAUUUUCUGUGGUAUGUUUUGCAUAAAUUUCACUGUGAAAUGUGUUCCGAUUUCUGAGAUUUAUGAUAAGUUGCCAAAAGCCUCGUAUGAGAUGCCACGCAGGCAUUGCUAUUACACAGUUGAGCAUUACAGUUGUACAGAGAACGAACUGCUUCAUUGUCUAGCGCGUUCAUUUUUAUUUAAGGAACUUAACUUAAACAAAGGGUGUUAAAAGAAAGACGAUGAAGGUUAGAAAAUAUUUCCGAGGUAGUGGCAGAGUACUUGGUUUCGUGUUCAUUGCCUCUGUCAUAUGGCUUCUCUUUGACAUGGCAGCACUUAAGCUUUCAAUCAAUGACGUUAACAGUCAGCUCUUGAAAGAAAUUAUUGUAAAACAAAGGGAGGCGGGCAAACAACAGACCCUGAAGCGAGCAAAUGUAAUGAAUCGGGAAGGAUUUAAACACUCAAUUCAGAAAGUUGAUCGGGACUUGGAAACAGAGUUGAACUUUUCAAACAAAGAUGGUAACAACGUAAAUGUUUUAAACAGAAAACGAAACAUUGGGCCGGCAAUUAAGGACAAUAAAUUUAAUUCACAGAUAAAAAGAAAAGAAAUUGAAGUUAAUAAAAUUGAGGACGGAAAAUCUGUACUUGCAAUGAAUGACGAAAAACUGAUUAACAAAAUGAACGUUAAAACGGCGAAUUUUCAGGCAAUUCUUAACACCAAAACACCCAUCCGUGGAACUGCAGUAAUGCUGAAAAACAAGUAUGGCACAGAACCCACAAAGCAGGAUUUGCCAGCGCCAACUUUAUCGUUCAACAGAAGUGAAUUAUUACAAAAUGCCCCCAGGCAGAUGCCAGUUGAGCUACCAAAUUUGACGAAAGCGCCACCUGGCGCGCAGGAAGAAAAAGGCCAAAACCGUGAUGAGGAUUUUGCUGAGCAAACGAAUGAAAUUAUAUCAAAUAAGGCUUCCAAGACUCAGAACAAAGUCGUCGAUAACACGCUACAUGAAGAACAACACAGUACUCCCACAGACACAAAACAGGAGGCAAAACCAAUUAAGUCUGAAAAAGAGAACUUAAAGGAAAAGGAAAAUAUAGUCAACCUGGUCAACAAACAGAAUAAUGCGCUCAGCAAGACUGACCCUGACAAAAUGAAACACCAAGUGCAAACAACACCACAAUCAGUGGUCCCUCAGAGAGUGGAAAUCAAAGUGAACUUCUCACGGGUGCGAAAAUCGGUCUUGCGCAGUGUGAUGCAGAUGGAUAUGACCCAAAAGCCGAGGGACAAAGGCGCCAUUGGGCAGUUUGGACUACCCGCUGUCGUGCCUGUUGACAAGCAGGAAGAGAUGCGUGGACGGUGGAGUGAGGGCCAUUUUAACGUCUACCUGAGUGAGCAGAUUCCAGUGGACCGGGCUAUACCAGAUACCAGACCUCAAGCGUGCUCAGAGAAUCUGGUUCAUGACGACCUGCCCACGACCAGUGUGAUCUUCUGCUUUGUGGAUGAGGUAUGGUCCACCCUGCUGAGGUCUGUCCACAGUGUUCUCAACCGCUCCCCACCACACCUUCUGAAAGAAAUCAUUCUGGUGGAUGACUUCAGCUCCAAAGACUACCUCAAGGACAGUCUAGACGUGUACAUGUCACAGUUUCCCAAAGUACGGAUUGUCCGACUGAAGGAGAGACAGGGUCUUAUCCGAGCCAGAUUGGCGGGAGCCGCUGUUGCUACCGGUGAAGUUUUAACUUUCCUUGACUCGCACAUUGAGUGCAACGUGGGCUGGCUGGAGCCUCUGUUGGAUAGAGUAUAUAUGGACAGGAGAAAAGUAGCCUGCCCUGUUAUUGAAGUCAUUAAUGACAAAGACAUGAGUUAUGUGCUAGUUGACAAUUUCCAAAGAGGCAUAUUCAAAUGGCCCCUGGUUUUCAGCUGGAGUACUCUAUCAGAGGAAGUCAUCAAAAGGGAUAAACUGAAGGAUUCUGACCCAAUCAGGUGUCCAGUCAUGGCGGGAGGCCUUUUCUCUAUUGACAGAAAGUACUUCUAUGAAUUAGGGACCUAUGACCCAGGCCUAGAUGUUUGGGGUGGAGAAAACAUGGAACUGUCUUUCAAGAUUUGGAUGUGCGGAGGAGAGAUCGAGAUAAUCCCUUGCUCCAGGGUGGGCCACAUCUUUCGCUCUGAGAACCCCUACAAGUUCCCAAAGGAUAAACAGAAAACUGUGGAGCGGAACCUGGCUCGGGUGGCUGAGGUCUGGCUGGACGAGUACAAGGAAGUGUUCUAUGGUCAUGGAUACCACCAUCUUCUGGACAAGAGAAUCAUUGACAUUGGAAACCUUACUGAGCAGAUCCAGCUUAGACAGAAGCUGCAAUGCAAGAGUUUCAGAUGGUACCUGGAAAAUGUGUACCCAGAAAUCAACGCCCCCCCUGUUCGUGCACAGGGAUUGAUUUUCAAUCUUGGAGCAAGAAAAUGCUUGGCUCUGGAGAAAGGCAUCCUCUCUUUUGACGUCUGUGAUCUUAGCAAGCAGAGUCAGCUCUUCAACCAUACGUGGAUUAGGCAUCUCCAGCAGCAGCAGUCCUGCAUCGGAGUGCUCAGUUUGAGAGCGGGCGUGACCGUGGAGCCAUGCGACAUCACUAAUUCCAACCUGCGCUGGCGUCAUAAAUCACUUAUCCUCACCGCUAAUUUGGUGGACCACUUAAUUGUGCAGAGCAUUGCGAAGCGCACAUGUUUGGAAGCUGGCGUCCAAAGCGAGGGCCUUCACCUGAAUGACUGUGACGCAAGCAACCAGUUUCAGAAGUGGCACUUCACACACUACUACGCACAGUGACCAGGACCAAAGACACAGGCCUAGCCUGUAGAGACUUAAAGCCAUGAACCUUGUCAUUAUCCACUCCUCCAGGCCUGCCUUUCAGAAUAAGGUUUAUAUUAAUGCUGCUUGCAAUGUUAAUAAUGCAUGGUGAUGUGUGUGUGUGUGUGUGUGUGUGUGUGUGCGUGCGUGCGUGUGUGUGUGUGUGUGUGUGUGUAAUAUAUUCGUGGCAGGUGGGCAGUCUUAAUAUUUUUUUUACCUUUCUACCUUUUUUCUUUUUCUAUUGUGCAUCUUGAAGACUUAAAAACAGGGUAUAAUGAACUCAAAGUAACUGCUACAUUGUGUAACACACAUCAGUUACAAUGACCCUUUAGCUGUGGUUAUUUACUCAUACAUAGUCGCGAUGGCAGAUGUAAUUAUAUUAUUAAUGGAAGGAGUGCUGGAUAAGUCUGCUGCUAAACAACAGUGAUGGGAUAAAUUGAACCCCAUAAUGGCUGGAGCUAAGGUAUACUGGCAAAUCAUUGAUCCAUGUGAAAAACAAUAUUGCUGAUCACUUAAAUUAGUGCACCGUUGAUGAUAUGCUGCAGUGCCACCAUUUUGGGGUUCACAAAGACUCCCUCCCCACUUUGGAAUAUCACUCCAAGCUCAUCCUGACAAUGUUCACAUUCAUAAUGCUGGACCGACGAGAACUGGAGUCCCCCUUUCUCCACUCCAUGGCUUGUGAUUAGUUAGGUUACAUUAAGGAAAAAUGUGAAUUUGUGUUCAAAGAGAGUUCAUUGUAUAUACUUUGGAUGUAUGUAAACUGUGGGCACACAUUUGUAACAAAAACAAUGCAUUUUUUCCUCAUAGUCGGUACAGUUUUUUUAUCAUACACAAAGGUACAUUUUUGUCCUACACUGACAAAAUUUCCCAAAUGUACCCUGAAAGUGCAGUAAUGAUCUCUUUGGGUACAAAUGAGUACAUUUUCUAAGCAAAAAAGGUACAAAUCAAUUGUAUAUUGUUGGCUAGCUGUACAAUUUUAUGCACCUAAAGGGUACCGCCCCAGCUAAACAUUUGUAGGUUUUUCGGCAGAGUGCACAUAUGCAAGGGAAUUAUGGUUAGGUUUUGGUUAUGUUUCUCGUACAUAUUUCUGUUCUGAAUUGGAAUGUUUUGUUUGUUCUCAUUAGUAUAAAAACGGUUAAAGAGCAGUGGCAAAUGGGAAUUUACUGCUUUUUUCCAUAGGUAACUUUUAUCUGCACUUUCUUUUUUUAUCACACUGAGGGUCAAGGUGCUGUCAUUACAACAAUAAGCCUUAUUUUUCUUUGUUUUGUGACUUUAAUAAAAUAUGCCAAAGUCAUGUGAUGUGCCAAAUUCAGGUUAUAUACUGUAGUUAUAUUGAAAAUACAUUGAUAAGCAUGCAUGCUAUUUUUGAGAUGUUCUACAAUACAACCCUGUUGUGAAGUAAAUUAAUACAGUUUGUUAAAGGUAAAUGAUGCAUUUUCUUUUCAUUCAUUAUAUUGUGAGUACUGUGAAAGUUUCUGGUGAACGAGUACUUCUUGAAAUCUUCAUGAAAUAAAGUUCUUUAAUUAGAUCUA
Messenger RNA from Conger conger (European conger), 4625 nucleotides. Its product is annotated as polypeptide N-acetylgalactosaminyltransferase 5. The transcript has 10 exons. Lineage: Eukaryota; Metazoa; Chordata; Actinopteri; Anguilliformes; Congridae. Bases 508 to 3072 code for a protein of 854 amino acids. Gene Ontology annotation, cellular component: Golgi apparatus. The record is from RefSeq and is a predicted model, not a curated record.